Molecule: messenger RNA, 6397 nt
Organism: Solea solea (common sole)
Lineage: Eukaryota; Metazoa; Chordata; Actinopteri; Pleuronectiformes; Soleidae
Product: ankyrin repeat and IBR domain-containing protein 1-like
Exons: 20
Coding region: 814-4170 (1118 amino acids)
Biological process (GO): ubiquitin-dependent protein catabolic process; positive regulation of proteasomal ubiquitin-dependent protein catabolic process; protein polyubiquitination
Cellular component (GO): ubiquitin ligase complex; cytoplasm
Molecular function (GO): zinc ion binding; ubiquitin protein ligase activity; ubiquitin conjugating enzyme binding
Source: RefSeq, a predicted model, not a curated record
AGUGACUAAUGUAUUACAGACAGUGCGAGAGGGAGGUGGAGGAAACAAAGUUGAGUCCAAAUUGUAGCUAACCUCUUUUCCACUUAUCUCCACUCUACAAUGGAGUUUUUGCAGGUUUAUAUUUUCAGCUUAAAUGAUAUCAGCUCUUGACUGAAAUGUGUGAGCACACCAAACAUGCAUGAUAUAAUCUGUGUGUUAUUCAGUUAACUUAUUGACAUUUUUUUCUUAAUGUAUACAUAUUGCCUACAUCAAUUGAUGAUUGUUUAGAAGGAUAUUAUUCAUGGUGUUGUUAUGUCAUGCAUACUGCACUGUAGGGGAUGAUGAUGUGUGGAUUUGUGCUGCAGUGCACCAAAAAUACAUAAAAGCGUCACACUGGCCUAACAGUCAUGACCAUAUGGUGCUCCGGUGGAAGGGAAAUGCUGACUUGCUGCAUGUUGUGGUUGAGGAUCUCUUGCUUCAAAUGACUCCUGCCCUCAGUAGGAUGGACAGCAUUGGCACAGAGAGGCGGAAGCUCCUGGUGAUGCCAGAAGAAGUCUUGUCCUUCUCUCUGCAUGAGCUUGUUGGCUCUCUGAUGGUUAUUCUAAGCAAAAAAUAAAAAAACAAUUAUAGGGAGGUAGAAUACAUUGCAGUGGUGAUGCUUACACAGGAGCUUGUGACAGAGCCACCUGUGCAACGUUGGAGAUGCAUCUCAAACCAUUGAUUCAGAGGGAGUGGAGGACAUCAGCAUGCUGGUAAGGUAGACUUGAGAAAAUUGAAGGCGAUUUCAGAGGCUGCUGUGUCAGUCAAAGCUUGAACCCCACAGUAUGAGAAGAGAUGGGGAACACGGCAACCAAGUUCCGUAAGGCUCUCAUCAAUGGGGAUGAGGUGUUGGCUCUCCAGCUCUAUGAGAGCAACCUGCAGUUCAAGGAGGCUCUGGAUCCCAACGCUACAUACGGAGAAUCCUACCAGCACAACACGCCGCUGCACUAUGCUGCCCAGCACGCAAUGACGCGCUUACUCAGGUCUUUUCUCUUAAGCAAAGAUGGAAAUCCUAACAAGCGUAAUGUGCACAAUGAGACAUCUCUGCACCUUCUCUGCAUGGGGCCCCAAAUCUUGAUCUCAGAAGGAGCACUACAUCCUCGAAUCUCACGGCCAUAUGAAGACGAACAGCGUCGUGCCGAAUGUUUACAAAUCAUUCUGGCAUGGACUGGAGCAAAGCUUGAUCAUGGGGAGUAUGAACGUGCUAAUGUCAACACUACAGACAACAAGAAAAACACCUGUCUGCACUAUGCUGCUGCCUCUGGGAUGAAGUCUUGUGUUGAGUUGCUGGUGCAGAGAGAAGCAGACCUGUUUGCAGAGAAUGAAAACCGCGAGACUCCGUGUGACUGUGCAGAGAAGCAGCACCGCAAGGAGCUGGCCUUGUGCCUGGAGUCGCAGAUGGUCUUUUCGACUGCCCCCGAGGCCGAUGGUAUAGAGGCAGAGUAUGCAGCUCUUGACCGAAGAGAGCUAUAUGAGGGUCUGCGACCUCAAGAUCUGCGGAGGCUGAAGGACAUGCUGAUAGUGGAGACGGCUGACAUGCUGCAGGCCCCCCUCUUCACUGCAGAGGCACUGCUACGUGCCCAUGAUUGGGACAGAGAGAAGCUCUUAGAGGCCUGGAUGAUUGAUGCGGAGGAAUGCUGUCAACGCUCAGGUGUUCAAAUGCCCAACCCACCUCCAAGUGGCUGCAAUGCCUGGGACACCCUGCCAUCGCCCAGGACACCACGCACCCCUCGCUCCUCCAUUACCUCCCCAGACCAAAUCAGCCUCAUGCCUGCCGAUGACGAAUCUUCUCUGUGUGGUAUCUGCAUGUCUUCCAUCUCUGACUUUGAGGAGCCUGUUGACAUGUCCUGUGGCCAUGAGUUCUGCAGAGUAUGCUGGGAAGGAUUUCUCAAUCUCAAGAUUCAAGAAGGUGAAGCCCAUAACAUCUUCUGCCCCGCCUUUGACUGCUACCAGCUUGUGCCUGUGGAGGUCAUAGAGAGUGUGGUAUCGAGAGAGAUGGACAGGCGCUAUCUACAGUUUGACAUCAAGGCAUUUGUGGAAAACAAUUCAGCAAUCCGCUGGUGUCCUAUGGCCGGAUGUGAAAGGGCUGUGCGAUUAAACACCCAGGGUCCUGGGACCUCCACUUCAGACCCUCUUAUUUUUCCUCUUCUUCGUGCCCCUGCAGUAGAUUGUGGCAAAGGCCACCUCUUCUGCUGGGAGUGUCAAGGAGAGGCGCAUGAGCCUUGUGACUGUGAGACUUGGAAUUUGUGGCUACAUAAAGUCACUGAGAUGAGGCCUAAGGAAUUGGCGGGUGUGAGCACAGCCUACGAGGAUGCAGCCAACUGCUUGUGGUUGCUCACUAACGCCAAGCCCUGCGCCAACUGCAAGUCUCCAAUACAGAAAAAUGAAGGUUGCAACCACAUGCAGUGUGCUAAGUGUAAAUACGACUUCUGCUGGAUCUGUUUGGAAGAGUGGAAAAAACACAGUUCAUCAACAGGAGGCUACUAUCGCUGCACCCGCUACGAAGUUAUCCAGCAGGUGGAAGAGCAGUCAAAGGAAAUGACAGAAGAGGCAGAGAAGAAACACAAGAGCUUUCAGGAACUGGACCGUUUCAUGCACUACUACACACGCUUCAAGAACCACGAGCACAGCUAUCAGCUGGAGCAGCGCUUGUUAAAAACAGCCAAAGAGAAGAUGGAGCAGCUGAGUCGAGCUCUUAGUGGAAGGGAAGGAGGUCCACCUGACACUACAUUCAUUGAAGACGCGGUCCUAGAACUGCUAAAGACUCGCCGCAUCCUGAAGUGCUCUUAUUCCUAUGGGUUCUUUCUGGAACCUAAAAGCACAAAGAAGGAGAUCUACGAGCUUAUGCAGACGGACUUGGAGAUGGUGACUGAGGACCUUGCUCAAAAAGUUAACCGGCCAUACCUGCGGACACCGCGCCACAGAAUCAUCCGUGCUGCGUGUUUAGUGCAGCAGAAGAGGCAGGAGUUCCUUGCCUCAGUAGCCAGAGGAGUGGCCCCGAAUGACUCCCCUGAUGCCCCCAGACGCAGUUUCGCUGGUGGAACAUGGGACUGGGAAUAUUUGGGCUUCGCAUCACCUGAGGAGUAUGCAGAUUUCCAGUAUAGACGGAGACAUCGGCAGCGGAGGCGAGGUGACAUGUCUAGUCUGCGUAGCAAUACACCUGAUCCUGAUGACCCCAGCGACAGCAUUUUAGACGCACAGGAUAUCGGAGGUGGAAGAAGACAAGGCACGCUGAUGGGUCUUGGUUCCUUAGAUGACGACGACCCUAACAUUUUACUGGCCAUUCAGCUGUCACUCCAGGACUCUGGGCUGGCAGGGAGUGGGUCCAGCCAUGAGGUUCUUGCCAAUGAAGCCUCACUUGGAGCCAUUGGCACAUCCCUGCCUUCUAGGCUUGAACAGAGUGCUCCUGGUGUGGAGGUCCUCCCCAGAGCUUCUCUGAGCAGCUCAGAACUGCUGGAGCUGGGAGAUAAUUUAGUGAGACUUGGCAACAUCAACAUCAGCAGCCAGUAUUCUGCUGCUACUAGCUUAACCACCUCAGUACAUCACUAUGACAGUCACCAUCGGGCCUAUGGGGCCUCUUUGCCAAUACCAAUGGCUCCAGACAGUAGCUCAUCAACAGGCAUCUUCUCAUCAAGUGACACGGUAGACUCGACUUCAUGCAGCAACCACGACCAAUCCUCAUCCUCUGCAUUAGCUGCAAACGCUAACCUGCUGGGCAACAUCAUGGCCUGGUUCCAUGACAUGAAUCCUCAAAGUAUCACCCUGGUUUCAUCAACCUCCUCCGACACAGAUUCAAACCUCGGUGCACUCCAUACGGGUAGAGCCGUGUGUCCGCAAGAAGAUGAGAAAGCUGGUGUUGUCCUGCCUCAGGAAGUGAUGGCAGAGGUGGGUUUCUGCUCUCAGAGACUUAGUGACCUGGAUGAAAGGCAAAAAGACGGCAUUCUGGCUGAGAGGCCGACCCAGUUAGACCUAUUGGGGCUGGACACCACAUCACUACCUUACAUGGCCAGUCUUGACCCAAGCGCAGACCGCCCAGCUGAGCAUGGAGGCCCAAAGGUACGCCGCGUCGACACUCCGCAAUGUGACUCCAUCUCCGACCAGCUGCCCAGCACCAGCUCGUCUGAGUGGGAGGAUCAAGUGCACCUGGUAUGAUUUGAUUGGCUGAGAUGAAAAGAAGCUUUUUUUUUUUCUUAGAAAGGCCAAAAACCACUAGAUAAAUAGUUUUGAGGAUUGGUAGCUGUUUUGGCGGAUUGUAAACAGACUGAAGAAUGUGUCAGUUCAUAUUUGGUUGGGGACAAAGUUUUUUGACACUUGUAGUCUUUUCAGGACUGUAAAGACAGUCGUGACAUCAACCAACCCACCUGGACACAAUAAACUAAUAAAGGAGGGAAAACAUUCUGUUUCAAAUUUCAAUUAUAUAUUUACUAAAAUUGACUUUUGAUAGAAAUAAGAAAAAAUAGCUUUUUCCGGAAGAGAAGGAAGCAAGGCGAUCUGAGAUUUAGAUACUUAAGCCUUGUGCAGAAUUUUUUGUUUCCCACUGGAUUAAAAGCCUACUGUUUGUGUCUGAAUCAGGUCUGAGGGAGAUUUCCCUCUCUACAUAGGGAUUAAUAUCCAAUAUUCAUCCUGUAGUGUAAAGAUUGUUGCUCCUGCCCAUAUCUGCCUAUAUUAUAGGUGCCAAACACUGACUAGCAAAAGCACAGUUUGCAGUCACCAAGUGGAUUAUUCAAAGAAAAUUGUGCCUGUUAAAUACAGUCGACUGAAUGACUCAGCUAAACUUUAAUGUGAAAAGUCUCUAGCCAUAUUUUUAAGAUUGCGACUGCUUGAAAUUUAAACUCCAAGCGCUGUAUUGUGCUGCUUAAAACUGUAGUUUAAAGGCCAUAAGGGUUUUCAUAAUGUGAAACACUCGCAUUAUUCAACGCAUAAGCCACUCGGGCUCUGAACCAUUUCAAGAUGGACCUGACAGGGUUUUUUUCCUCUCAAAGCCUCAAUCCAAGAACACUUUGAAUAGGAACUGUCACAAGAGCUCCAAAAACAACAAACACUGACAGACCCAGAGGGGCUGCUCAGCAUCAAUCACCUCACACCUUUGUAACAACAUAUUCUGACAUCCACUGUAGCUUAUCGUAAUUAAUCAAUUCAUUAAUGAAUUAAUGAAUUAAUGUUCGAGUACUGCAACUGAAUGACGUGUGAUGAAGUGAACAGAUUUCCGUAAAUAAAUCAACCAACCCUAGGUCACUAAUUAAUCUCUUGGUCCAAUGUAAGUGAAACAAAAGAAAAGCUUUGUCCUGGACUGAAGGGUAAUACGUGGAGAAAAGAUGAAUGUGUGUUUCCUCUCACACACACACACAUGAAGGGUCCCAUGUUUUUGAAGCAGUUCUCUACACAUUUAGAGAUACAGUGCCUUUAUGUCAAUCACCAUUAUUUUAUCCUUCUUUCACACAUUUGUUUUUUUCUGAGUGUUAAUUACACCAUUUUUAUAGUGUAAACAAAACAAACACCUGUUACCUUAAAAGUUGUUUUUCUCACAUAAAGUUUGUAGUGUGCAAGUAUGAACUCUUUGAUUUUAAACAGGAAAACAAAAACACAACAAAAAUAGUAGCAGGGGAUGUUUUGUUUAUUAUAGAGGUAUUAACAGUUAACACUGACUUUAUAUGAUUUGCUAUAAUGGGUAACAGUGGUUAAUGGCAUACUUUUCAAAAUCUCUUUGAAAAAACCCCCCGUUUUAUUUCUUGCUUCUUUGUGCAGCAGUUUUUCUGUGGUUUAGAAAAGAAAAUCACUGUAUUGAUUUUAGUUGACCCACUGUAAGUGUAUCAUGUAUAGUACCUGACAUACCUGAAGACACUAAAAUGGAGGAAAGUUGCAAUAUAAGGUAGGUAUUUAUUUGAAAUUACAUUUGAUCUGCUCAAGAAAAACCGAGUGUGAAUAACCAAUAUGAAAUGAAUACAUCAGUGUUUCAUAUUUUUGUACAAACUAAAGUAAACAAUGUUGGGAGCCUCUUUAAUUCAGCAAUCAAUGAACGCUUUGAGAAGCUGUGAAACUUUGGAGUGCCAAACGGUUAGAUGGGCUAACUUUGUUGGUCCUGUUAAUGUAAGUGGAUUAAACAGAGGAGAUAACACAUGUUGCCCCUUUUUUGUGUAAAGACGAUGCUGCGCUGAAAUGGGUAAAUGGAGUUUGUUCUUCCUCUAAUGUCCAGGUGAUUUUAUUUCAAGAUGGCAUCUAAUAUUUUGUAACUCCUUUUAGGUUUUCUAUUGUGAAGCAACUAAUCCUUGAAAUGCUAUUUGCACUUUCAUAGUCUAUACUUGAUACAUUCCCUCUUUAUAUGAAAAAAAACAAACAACGUUUGAUGUAUGAUGCCAAUAAACUAUGUGUUGAGUUUUAA